CCAGGUUACAGCAGACCACUUCCGCACUAGCUAGAUGUCUUGUUUGGGCAGACGAAGCGGCCACUGAAGCUGAAAGGUAACGUUACCAUAGCUGGACUGGAUACUUCUAAUCAAUAAUGAACGAGGAGAGAAAGAGAGGCCGAAAAGACAAAGUGUUUAGAGCUCCGUGCCUGGUGAGUGAGGCGGUGGCGAUGGAAGGAAAGGGCCCGUACCGCAUCUACGACCCGGGUGGGGGUGAGGCCAAGGCCAGGGAGGAGGCUGGAGGGGGGAGCAGCUACCGGCUGCUCCUGGAGGAGAACAGCGUGUUGAGGGAGAGGAUGAAGGGCCUGAAGAGCUUAGGAGAGCUUCUGGAGGAGUCCCAGUCAGAGGCGAGCAGGCUCCGUCAGCGGGUGGAGGAGCUGGUGAGAGACAACGAGGCCCUCAAGUCCUCCACCUCCAGCUACGCCACCAGCCUGUGUACGGGUGGACCCAUCCAGACGGAAACACGGGCUCAAGGUAAGCCCCUGGGUGCUGACCAGAGAGAGACCCAGUCAAGCCAGGCAGGAAAGGCUCUCCAGCCAGAGCAGCCCUGUGAGGGUUUGUCGGAAUUUGAGUUGGUGAAUAUGGAAGAGAAGGGCCCAGAUCAACAAGCAACAGGGGCAGGUGUGGGAGCAGGAGCCGCACACGUACCCCAAGAGAACAUGGAACUGGCCAGCCAGCUGCAGAGACUGGAGAGCUCCUUCAGUAUCUUUGCCGAGGAGUCCAACCCCAACCAGUUGCUCGCUCACCUGGGCCGCAUGGCCGUGGAGUUUCACCACCUCUCCUCCAAGGUCCAGAAGAAUGAGCAGAGGACUUCUCUUCUCCAGACACUGUGUGAGCAGCUGAGGCAGGAGAACAACGAACUUCGAAAGAAAAUGGAGGAGGAUCUUCAGUACAGGAAUCGAGACUUGGAGCAACUCAGACAGGAGAACCAGAAGCUGAAGGAGCUGGUCACCGGGGAAGGAGCAGCUCCGGUGGAGGGUGAGCCUGCCGAGGCCAAAGAAGAGCCGGCCAAAGAGGAAACGCCCAGUGUAAGAUCCAAGAUGGAGGUUUCCACGCCGCAGAAGAGUGGGAAAGCUGGAGAGAAAACUCCAACCAAGCCGUGUGAACCGGAGGUGUACGAGAAGAAGAUCAAGCUUUUGGAGAAGCAGAGAAAGGAUGUGCUGGAGGUGAACAAGCAGUGGGAUAUUCAGUGGAACUCAAUGAAGUCCCAGUUUGAACAGAAGAUCACAGACCUCAGGCAGCGCCUCGCCGACUCCCAGAAGGCCGUGCUGGAGCUGGAGGCGGAGCGAGAACAGCGCCAACGGGACUACGAUAAGAAGCUGCUGCUGGCCAAGUCUAAGAUCGAGAACGUGCAGGGGGAGAAGGAGUGUUUGAACUCGGAGACGGUGGAGCUGAAGCAGAAAGUUCGGUACCUCCAGGACCAGCUGCUGCCCCUCAGCAAACAGAGAGAGUACCAGGAGAAGGAGAUCCAACGCCUCAACAGGGCUUUAGAAGAGGCCCUGAAUCUACACCCCCCCUCCUCCUCCCAGCAACCACCCGGGCAGGGUAACCACGGCGAUGGCCCCAGCAACUUGAGGAAGCAGGAGCUGCUCACACAAAUUGCAGUGCUGAAAGAACAAGUCAAGAUCUUCGAGGAAGACUUCAGGAAAGAGAGGAGCGACAGAGAGCGGAUGAACGAGGAAAAGGAAGACUUGAGGCGGCAGGUGGAAAGGCUGCAGGGUCAGAUGACUAAUCUGACUAAUCAGCUUCACCAGGCCCAGAACGAGUGUCAGAGAGAGCGCACGGAGCGCUGCAAGCUGGAGAGACUGCAGAUGCAGCACCACAAACAGGUGGGGCCCCAGGGCCUGGAGGGCUGGCCCGUCCACUUCCCUCCCCGGGCUCCCAACGCGGCCGGCGCCGCCGCUGCUGCCGCCGCCGCUGCCGCCGCCCCGCCCCCUGGACGAGACUUCCAACCUGUCACCCCGGCGUUCCCCUGGCAGUCGUCCUUCCCCCAGCCCCGGGGCCCCCGAGGAGCAGGGGAGGGCUCCCGGCCCCCUCCGGAGAAUGCAGAUCAGUCCACAACGGCAGGCUUUGGCAAAAGGGAGCGACAGAACAUGGACCCUGGAAAGCACUAAACACAUUGCUGUCCGACGAGCCGUCGGAGCUGGGGUAGUAGCAUGAAUAAGUUUGUUUUUGAGUUGACAAGGUGUGAUUUCAACUAUAAUUUUCCUACUGAACUGUAGAUAUUCGAUUGUAAUGUUGUUUAUACUUGCGUUUUAUAAGCCUAUUUGUGAAACACUGUUUUCUCUAUUCUGAAUAUAUAUAAAUAUAUAUACAUAUUAUUUAGAUUUUUUUAACUAUUGUUUUUGAAGACUCAAUAUUUGCUUCAUAUGAUUCUAUGCAGGAACUGAAGUCAUUUGUUGAAUAGGUUGGAAUUAUUAAAUACAUUUUCAGACAAUAUACCUAUGUCAUUUUACCAUUGCAUAGGUUUUUGUUGGAGCCAUUUUCCAACGGAAAUGACAAGAUUAGCUGUAGGCAUUCCAAUAAUGCGUAAUUAUAUACAGGUACAUUGCCUUGGAUUUUGAGUCAUAGAAAUUGUAAUGUGAAUGUUUCAUUUAAGAUGAUUUGUUCUGUACCAUUGAUGUUCUAGAACUGUACCAUACGUGUAACUGUUCAAAAGUGAUUGUUGAAAUACUAACAUUUUGGGAAACAAGUUUUGAUGGUAUCAUACCAAAAACAUGGUUGUGAUUAUUGAUAACUUAUUUUUAAUCUACAGUUUUGAUAGUGGCAUUGACUACAUGUAAAACCAUGGUCUUUAGUAAUGCUGUUCUUUCUAUGUCGUUGAUGUACUCCCAAUAUAUUGUAGCUAUUAACAUUGUAUGUUUGUAUCUAACACAUCAACAUGAACCCACACACCUAAAACUAUUUUCCUUCUCAUGAAACCACCUGAUGGACCUAACCUCAUUAUAUUCCAGCAUUUUUACUUUUGGCAUAAUUGAUUUGUUUACAUACUACAAUAUUUUCACGUAGCCUGAGGGAGUUAGUCCACGGGGGGGGGGGGGGGGGGGGGGGGGGGGGGGGGGGGGGGGGGGGGGGGGGUCUGCAGCGGAGCGUUGGUGGUUUUGGGCUAGCCAUGCUGUGGCACAGUAGUGUUGAACUGUCUCCUUUCCUCACAUCCUCUUCUUACCUGCUACAGUAGCUACCUGGACCAUACAGAGGCUUCAAAGACCUGUCCAUUAUUAAGGUUGAUCUUAAACGUUUGGUCUAGAUAGCGUUGUGUUCCUGCAUCGUAGCAGCUGUUUGAAUGUAAAUGUUAAUCCCAUACCAAAAGGGUGCUGUUGACAUGUGAAACAUCCAUGUUGAGUGAGGAAAGGAAGCUGUUCACCGCUGCUCAAGCUGCAGACGUAUCGCCUCAUGAAACCAGAACACCUCUGAGAAACUCUGCCAGGAUGUCUUUGGACGGUCACUGUCCAUCUACCUCCAAGGCCAGCAUGCUCACACUGACCCGGGCCUGCCCGACUGACCUGUGAACCAGCGUGACCCACUGUCAAACUAGCCCACAACUCAAGUCUCAGUCCUCUCCAACACAGGGGCGGUGGCCACUGUCUCCAUAGUUAAGGAAUGCAAUGUUUCUCCUUUGAAAAUAGUGACUAGCUGAUGUAUAUGUUUAUGUAGACCCUGCCCCAAGGAGUGUGUAACAGACAUUAUACGAUGGGAGUCCUUUUUCUUUGGGUGUAAAUACGCUAGGACAAAACUAGCAUGUUACAGAAUGGAUACAAAUAAUUCCAAAUUGGUCCAAGUUGAAUUGAGACGUCAGAAGAUUUGCACUUUGAAAGGUAUGCUGUAAUUACUGGCAGUUGUAUUUUCCUGGUUUGUAGUUUUGAUUCUUUUUUUUUUUUGCAGUAGGCAAAAGCACAUCUUAUGUGAAACUUUUUGUAUUUGACUGGCUUAAUAAUUAAAUAUAUUCUAAAUGUCUUCUAA
Hypomesus transpacificus is the source of this 3981-nucleotide messenger RNA. RefSeq names its product TNFAIP3 interacting protein 1 (gene tnip1). The coding region runs from base 117 to 2135 and encodes 672 amino acids. The transcript is spliced from 19 exons. The record is from RefSeq and is a predicted model, not a curated record. Lineage: Eukaryota; Metazoa; Chordata; Actinopteri; Osmeriformes; Osmeridae. Gene Ontology annotation, biological process: cellular response to lipopolysaccharide; regulation of transcription by RNA polymerase II; negative regulation of canonical NF-kappaB signal transduction.